Arctia plantaginis is the source of this 1758-nucleotide messenger RNA. NCBI's taxonomy places the organism in Eukaryota, Metazoa, Arthropoda, Insecta, Lepidoptera, Erebidae. The record is from the annotation of a GenBank genome assembly.
AUGGAAUCACAUGAGAAGAACUCCAAGCCGGGAGUUGACCAAAACUCCCAGAGAACUAACCUGGAAAUGGAAACGAGGACUCCAGAAACUGCUAACGGCUCUCUUCCAAGAAAACUGAAAGAUCUGGAUGAUUUAUUGCCAUAUGUCGGUGACUUCGGCUGGUAUCAGCGCUAUCUAUUCUUCUUAAUGAUUCCAUUUUCGUUCUUCUUUGCAUUCGUUUACUUCGGACAAAUUUUUAUGACGGUAGUGCCUGAAAAGCACUGGUGCUUUGUCCCUGAGCUUGGAAAUUUGACAGUGGAACAAAGGCGCCACCUCUCAAUCCCCAUCAAGAACGACAAAUUUGACAAGUGUACAGUGUAUGACGUGAACUGGACGGCCAUUUUGAAUAAUGGUACCAUGGAGCCUGAUCCAACUUGGAGCGUAAAAAAGUGCAACAGAUGGGAAUUUAACUACACCGAUGUGACCUAUGAAACUAUAGCUACACAGCAAGGAUGGGUGUGUGACAAAGACACCUACCCUGCCACUGCUCAAUCUAUAUUCUUCUGCGGCGGCAUAGUGGGAGGUUUUAUCUUCGGCUGGAUAGCAGACAAGUACGGAAGAGUGCCAGCUUUAGUUGGUACAAACUUGGCGGGUUUCGCCGGCGGUAUUGGCACAAUAUUCACCAAUGACUUCUGGUCCUUCUGUCUCUGUAGAUUCAUUGUAGGCCUAGCAUACGACAACUGCUUCCUUAUUAUGUAUAUCGUGGUGUUGGAAUACGUAGGUCGAAAAUGGCGUACAUUUGUAGCUAACAUGUCCAUUGCCGUUUACUUCACAUUUGCUGCUUGCAUUCUACCAUGGAUAGCGAUAGGUGUUGAUGACUGGAAGAUCUACACCUUGGUAAUCAGUGCUCCUCUAGCAUUAGCUUUGAUCACUCCUUGGAUUGUGCCGGAAAGUGCCAGAUGGCUGAUAGCCCAGGGCAGAAUAGACGAAGCCAUCAAAAUAAUGAAGACAUGUGAAAGAUGGAAUAAAAAGAAAAUACCUGAUGCAGUCAUUGCUGAAUUUAGAGAAACGGCCACAGAAAUAGCCAAAAAAGAACAGGAAUGCAAGAAUUACAGUGUUGUCGAUCUAGUAAGAACUCCUAGACUUCGUCGACACACUAUAUUGCUCGUUAUGAUCUGGAUGUCAAUAGCUAUGGUGUUUGAUGGGCAUGUGAGGAAUGUAGGGACUUUAGGUCUGGAUAUGUUCAUCACGUUCAGCAUUGCCACAUUCACUGAGUUCCCAGCUGAUAUUCUGCUCAUCUGUAUAUUGGACGUUGUCGGACGUCGAUGGCUCGCAUUUAGCACCAUGGCACUUAGCGGCAUCUUUAGUCUUUUGGCGACAACUGCUCCCAUAGGCAUCCCAUCAGCUUCUUUGGCUAUAAUCGGUCGUUUUGCCGUCAAUAUAUCAUUCAACAUCGGGAUACAGUACGCGGCAGAACUUCUGCCGACUGUUGUCCGAGCCCAAGGACUCGCUCUCAUUCACAUCAGUGGAUACGUGGCCACAAUACUGACACCCUACAUCGUCUACUUCGCAACUAUAGCUAGAGAGAUACCGCUACUAAUCCUGGGAGCUUUAGGCAUUUUCGGUGGAUGCCUUUGUCUAUUCUUACCAGAAUCUAUGGGAAAGGACAUGCCUCAGACCAUACAGGACGGAGAAAACUAUGGGCUAGACCAGAAGUUCUGGAACUUUCCAUGCUAUAACAGGAAGAGGAAAAUGUCAAAUACUCAAGAACCUAUAUAA